Molecule: messenger RNA, 653 nt
Organism: Gigantopelta aegis
Lineage: Eukaryota; Metazoa; Mollusca; Gastropoda; Neomphalida; Peltospiridae
Exons: 5
Coding region: 164-433 (89 amino acids)
Source: RefSeq, a predicted model, not a curated record
UCGUUUAUACUUCCUUUUAGAAAUACCGAUUUUCUAGGAACGGAGCUUUCCAUGAGAGCCAACAAACGGUGUCACGCCUGAAACGGGUUUGUGUGUAACGAGUCAUUUACACAUAUACCAGACACUUGACAACACUCAAAAACUACCAUCCGCCAGGUGUAGAAUGAGUUGUAACUGUUCGUCGUCCAGCUCGAGUGGCGGGAACUCGUCCUCCUCCUCCGCCAGCGCCACUGGUGGGGACUGUUCCUGCUCGUGCUCCUCCUCCGCGUCCGACAAAGGAGCGUCCGCAUCCUCCUCCUCCAGCGGGUCCAGUUCCUCGUCCAGUUCCUCAUCCUCGUCCUCGUUUAACAAGUUCGAAAGAGACGGGACAUUUGAAAUAGGUAUGGCUCAAGCCGGAACGCUGGCGGCGCUUGAUGAAAGACAGGUGAUAUAACACAUUCGGGAAAUCGGCAACGGUCCGAAACGAAGAAAACCAUUUGAAAAACAAAACAAAAAACCCAGACAUUUUGGCGUCACGAUAUGUACUAAACAAAACCCGUUAAGGAAAUGCUUUACAGGACUUUUGGUUUUUGCUAAAUUCCAUUGAUUAUGGAAUUCCUUCGUAGCUGAAUCUCACCCUGAAUCAAGAUAAUAAACAUACAUUUCUAUGUGUA